CCUGGGAAAGCAGUAGAGGAUGGCCCAAAGCCUCGGUACCCUGUGCUUGUCUGGGGAACCUGGAAACUCCUAACUCCAAAAAUUAGACUGGCCCAGUUGUGGCAGUAGCAGCCAUUGGGAGACUGAUUCAAUGGAUGAAAGAUCUCUCUGUCUAAUGUUCAAGUAAAAUAGAUAAAUCUAAAAUUAUUAUGGGCCAUGUAUUAUGCUGGUUUUUCCACAGGUAUACUUAUCUCCAGGCUCAUCAAUUCGUAUACAAAAUUUGUACAGCUUUUUUAUGUUAACUAUUCUUUAGUAAAGUUGUUUAUUUUAAAAAUUACCCCGAGUUAAUAAGCAUAAAGCGGGACUAUCUUUAGCAAGCAGGAAUGUGUGGAUCCGCUUCACAUUAUAUGGUAAAUAAAGUGCUUACAAAGUACCAAAGAUUUAUUUAGCAUAUAAAAUCUUAUAAGUAUAUUUGAAAUAUUAACACCAAAUACAUAUUAGAAGUAGCAUAUUCAAAUACUGAAACUUUAAUUAAUGAGUGAUAGGCAGUAAUAUUGUUGCUAUUGUAAGGACUGAAGCGUAACUAUCAUUUUAGCCUAACGAAUACAAGAAGUGUAUAGACAGAACCCUCAUUUUGACCCCCCAAAAAUUUAUUUUCAAGUUGGAUAGGUAUAAGAAAUCAUACCCAGAAAUGAAUUGCAAAGUGCUUGACGUGGCAGUUAAUUGGAAAUGAUUUUGUGAAGAAGUUACUCACUCAUUGAAAGAAAAAGAAGAGAGUCCUCAUCCUCUCUCCGCCUCCUCAAAUGCUCAGAACCAUUGGAGGGACUGAUGCUGAGUCUCCUCCGUGGGCAGCAGGAACCCAGUUGUUUGAGCCAGCACUGCUGCCUCCCAGGACCCGAUGAACAGGAAACCAGGAUCACGAGCCUGCGCUGACAUCAAACCAGGUAAUAAAGAAUGCUGACAGAAGAACCAGUCUCCUAAUUUCAAAUUGUUGAGCCAGUUGCCAUGAUGGAUGACCAACAGGCUUUGAACUCAAUCAUGCAAGAUUUGGCCGUCCUUCACAAAGCCAGUCGGCCAGCACUGUCACUGCAAGAAACCAGAAAGACAAAAUCUUCAUCACCAAAAAAGCAGAAUGACGUCCGAGUCAAAUUUGAACAUAGAGGAGAAAAAAGAAUUCUUCAAUUCCCCAGACCAGUUAAACUGGAAGAUCUGAGGUCUAAAGCUAAAAUUGCCUUUGGACAAUCUAUGGACCUACAUUACACCAAUAAUGAGUUAGUAAUUCCAUUAACUACACAAGAUGACUUGGACAAAGCUGUGGAACUGCUGGAUCGUAGUAUUCAUAUGAAGAGCCUCAAAAUAUUACUUGUGACAAAUGGCAAUACACAGGUUACUAAUCUAGAACCUUUGCCAUCACUAGAAGAUUUGGAUAAUACAGUAUUUGGAGCAGAAAGGAAAAAACGGCUUUCUGUAAUAGGUUCCACUAGUAGAGACAGAAGUUCCCCUCCCCCAGGAUACAUUCCAGAUGAAUUACACCAGGUUGCCCGGAACGGGUCAUUCACCAGCAUCAACAGUGAAGGCGAGUUCAUUCCAGAGAGCAUGGACCAAAUGCUGGAUCCCUUAUCCUUAAGCAGCCCUGAAAAUUCCGGCUCAGGGAGUUGUCCGUCACUUGAUAGUCCUUUGGAUGGAGAGAGCUAUCCAAAAUCCCGAAUGCCUAGGGCACAGAGCUACCCAGAUAAUCAUCAGGAAUUUUCAGAUUAUGAUAACCCCAUCUUUGAGAAAUUUGGAAAAGGAGGAACAUAUCCAAGAAGGUAUCAUAUUUCAUAUCACCACCAAGAGUAUAAUGAUGGCCGUAAAACUUUCCCCAGAGCCAGAAGGACCCAGGGGACCAGCUUCCGCUCUCCUGUGAGCUUCAGUCCUACCGACCACUCCCUAAGUACCAGCAGCGGAAGCAGUGUUUUCACUCCGGAGUAUGACGACAGCCGAGUGAGAAGAAGGGGAAGUGACAUAGAGAAUCCUACUCUGACUGUGAUGGACAUCAGCCCCCCUAGCCGUUCACCUCGAGCUCCAACCAACUGGAGAUUGGGCAAACUGCUGGGCCAAGGAGCCUUUGGCAGGGUCUACCUCUGUUACGAUGUCGACACCGGAAGAGAAUUGGCUGUUAAGCAAGUUCAGUUUGACCCUGAGAGCCCUGAGACCAGCAAGGAAGUAAAUGCACUUGAAUGUGAAAUUCAGCUGCUGAAGAACUUGCUGCAUGAGCGAAUUGUUCAAUAUUAUGGCUGUUUGAGGGACCCCCAGGAAAAAACACUUUCCAUAUUUAUGGAAUAUAUGCCAGGGGGUUCAAUUAAGGACCAAUUGAAAGCGUAUGGAGCUCUCACUGAGAAUGUGACAAGGAAAUACACCCGCCAAAUUUUAGAGGGCGUCCAUUAUUUGCACAGCAAUAUGAUUGUCCAUAGAGAUAUCAAAGGUGCAAAUAUCCUGCGAGAUUCAACGGGCAAUGUCAAACUAGGAGAUUUUGGGGCCAGCAAGCGGCUUCAGACCAUCUGUCUGUCGGGGACAGGAAUGAAGUCUGUCACGGGCACACCCUACUGGAUGAGUCCAGAAGUUAUCAGCGGGGAAGGCUACGGCAGGAAAGCAGACAUCUGGAGUGUAGCAUGUACUGUGGUAGAAAUGCUAACUGAGAAGCCACCGUGGGCUGAAUUUGAAGCAAUGGCCGCCAUCUUUAAAAUUGCAACUCAGCCAACAAACCCAAAACUGCCACCUCACGUCUCAGACUACACUCGAGAUUUCCUCAAACGGAUUUUUGUAGAGGCCAAACUGAGACCUUCCGCAGACGAGCUCCUCAGGCACAUGUUUGUGCAUUAUCACUAGCAGCCGGUAACCUUCCCUGUGCCUCUGCCCAGCUCCGCGUGUUCAUGCACCUCUCUCUGACUGCACUUUGCUCUUGGAUACUCAAGAGAGAUGGGGAGAAAAAAGACAAGAGGGAAAGUAUUUCUCUUGAUUCUCGGUUAAAUUUGUUUAAUAAUAAUAAUAAUAAUAGUAACCUAAAUUUUUUAUAUUUAAUCUUUUUUUUUUUUCCUUACAAGAACUUGAAAUUUCCUUUUUUGUGUGUGUUUGGUUUUUAAUUUUUAUAAUGUACUGAUGUGGUUCCGAGAGAUAAAGCACUUUAGUACAUAGUCACUCUUUUUAGUGUCAACAGAUCAUUUGGAAUACGUAAAGACUGUAGUCUCUCCCUGUGUCACGGACAUCUUGGUGAUGAAGAGACGUGGGAAAUGAAGAGAAGAAAAUAACGUGUAAUGUGUAGUUUUUAGUCCUAGUAUUUAAAAUAGAUCCUCAUUUGUAGGGUUGGGCCCUAAAACUAGCCUUUAGGGAAGGUACUCAACUUCAAGAAUAUAGGUUUCUUCUUGUAUCUGUAUUCUUUAGAUCCUAACCUCCGUCUACCAAGCUUUUUGCUCAGUAGGAACCUUGAUAGGAGAUAAGAAUCUCUAAGAGGUAUGUUUAUUUGUUACUCUUAACCAGUAUAAUCAGCAAAUAUACUCUAGUAGAUCCAUGGUACUGGAAUUUAUAAACCUGGAGGGAAAGCUUUCUGCUUCAAAGGAUAUAAUCUUGAAGAAAUGUGGGAAUUCAGCAAACAACAAAUUCAAAUAAAUGACAGGUGGAGUGCGCGUGCGUUAAAUGUGUAACCAUCAGAUGAGGUCAUGUUUACCAUUCAACAGAAAUGAUGAAGGGAAAAAGAAGUAAAUGUGGUCGGUAUAUUUCAUGUGGUCUUUACUUGAAGAGGAAAGUCCCGGAAUUCAGGAAAUGGAGAAAUAACAACAGCCAUGUAUACGAUCUUUGUAUUUCUAGUCCCUGAUUCCCCGUAGAUAGCAUUGUUUAGA
Messenger RNA from Ochotona curzoniae (black-lipped pika), 3854 nucleotides. It is a transcript of the gene MAP3K2, whose product is annotated as mitogen-activated protein kinase kinase kinase 2. Lineage: Eukaryota; Metazoa; Chordata; Mammalia; Lagomorpha; Ochotonidae. The record is from RefSeq and is a predicted model, not a curated record. Gene Ontology annotation, molecular function: protein binding; protein kinase activity; ATP binding. The transcript has 17 exons. Bases 985 to 2847 code for a protein of 620 amino acids. Gene Ontology annotation, biological process: protein phosphorylation.